AUGGCGGCCCGCGACCGCCAUCCGCAGUUCAAUAUCCCCUUUGAAGAGUCUGCAACCUCACCCAACGCCAAAGAGGAAACUGGAGAAUGGGAGAAAGCAUCUACCGUGCAGCCAGAUGAUGAUGGCCGCCAACAAGCGGAGCACGUCGGCAGCACAUUAGCUGAACAGAAGGCCGAAAAGGACACUGAAGACGAACCCGAGCCAGAAACGUUUGACAAGAUCGAAAUAACCGAAGAGGACUGCUACAGCGAACUAGGUUACGCCUUUCCCGAAUGGAAGAAAUGGACAAUCCUGACCGUCAUUUUCCUGGUUCAGCUGUCUAUGAAUUUCAACACUAGCCUGUACUCCAACGGUCUCAAAGGCAUUUCGGAAGAAUUCAAUGUCAGUGAGCAAGCCGCACGAUGUGGUGCCAUGAUAUUCUUGGUGCUGUAUGCGUUUGGUUGCGAGUUGUGGGCACCGUGGAGCGAGGAACUUGGCCGUUGGCCUAUCCUUCAGCUGUCACUGACUCUGGUCAAUAUCUGGCAACUACCUGUCGCCCUGGCCCCUAAUUUCGCGUCCAUCAUGGUGGGAAGAGCCCUCGGCGGGCUCAGUUCUGCUGGAGGUUCAGUGACUCUAGGAAUGAUCGCCGAUAUGUGGGAUUCUGAUAACCAGCAAUACGCUGUCGCUUACGUGGUCUUCUCAUCAGUCUUUGGUUCCGUCCUUGGACCCAUCGUUGGUGGAUUCGUUGAACAAUAUGUCAGCAGCUGGAGGUGGACGAUCUGGAUCCAGCUCAUUUUUGGCGGCUUUGUUCAGGCGUGCCAUUUCUUCGUCCCAGAGACGCGUUCGACCAUCAUCAUGGAUCGAGUUGCAAAGAGACGGCGCAAAGCCACCGGUGAAAACAUCUGGGGCCCGAACGAACUUGAACCAUUCAGAGAUCGCUUCUCAGUUAGAGAAAUCCUCAUUACCUGGAUCCGGCCGUUCAAGAUGUUCCUUACAGAGCCCAUCGUUCUCACCUUGUCACUUCUCAGUGGUUUUAGCGACGCGCUCAUCUUCAUGUUCAUCCAGUCUUUCUCCCUGGUGUACGCGCAAUGGAACUUUGCGAUUUUUGCCGUUGGCCUGGCGUUUCUGCCCCUGGGCAUCGGGUACAUUAUCGCGUGGAUCUCGUUCAUUCCAGCCAUUAAGCGCAACAUCAACGAGAGGAAGUCAAAGCCUGGCAACGAGAAAGCUCAGUAUGAAUCCCGGCUCUGGUGGUUACUCUGGACAGCUCCUUGCCUACCGAUUGGCUUGUUUGGAUUUGCUUGGACAAUUCAAGGACCUCCAAUUCACUGGAUCGGCUCCAUGAUCUUCGCCGCUCUAGUAGGUCUGGCAAAUUAUGCCAUUUACAUGGCUACUAUCGACUAUAUGAUCUGCGCCUACGGUCCAUACUCCGCGUCUGCCACCGGUGGUAAUGGCUGGUCAAGAGAUUUUCUUGCAGGAGUCCUUACUAUUCCGGCAACCCCAUUCUUCACAAAUAUUGGAGGUCGUCGCCAUCUCAACUAUGCUUGCACCAUUCUCGCCUGCAUUGCCACCCUCCUUGUCCUUGCCGUCGUCUGGGACGUCGGGGUCCAGAAGGCUUUCAAGGACGAACACAAACGCAUCGAGAGAAGUGAAUUCAAGGAGGACAAGUCAAGCUGA
Fonsecaea monophora is the source of this 1653-nucleotide messenger RNA. RefSeq lists its product as hypothetical. Gene Ontology annotation, biological process: transmembrane transport. The record is from RefSeq and is a predicted model, not a curated record. The coding region runs from base 1 to 1653 and encodes 550 amino acids. Lineage: Eukaryota; Fungi; Ascomycota; Eurotiomycetes; Chaetothyriales; Herpotrichiellaceae. The transcript is spliced from 4 exons. Gene Ontology annotation, molecular function: transmembrane transporter activity.